AUGGCUUUUCCACCUGACGCAUAUCGCUUGUCCCAGGCGUCCAAAAGCGUUCAAGUUGAAACGCGUCUUAUUCACGAGCAGGAAGAGAACAUCAAUCGAAUCACCGGAACCUCUGGCCCGCGACCAACUUGGAUCGCCUACGACUUCCAGCCCUAG
This is a messenger RNA of Parastagonospora nodorum SN15, 156 nucleotides long. RefSeq lists its product as hypothetical. The record is from RefSeq and is a predicted model, not a curated record. The coding region runs from base 1 to 156 and encodes 51 amino acids. Lineage: Eukaryota; Fungi; Ascomycota; Dothideomycetes; Pleosporales; Phaeosphaeriaceae. The transcript is spliced from 2 exons.